This is a messenger RNA of Condylura cristata (star-nosed mole), 2775 nucleotides long. RefSeq names its product coiled-coil domain containing 102B (gene CCDC102B). The transcript is spliced from 9 exons. The coding region runs from base 172 to 1425 and encodes 417 amino acids. Lineage: Eukaryota; Metazoa; Chordata; Mammalia; Eulipotyphla; Talpidae. The record is from RefSeq and is a predicted model, not a curated record.
GGAGGCUCAGACCUGCGGCCGAAGAGGUCACGGUGUGCACACUACGCCACCCUUCCUCGCCUAGGAUGCCUGGUGGACUGGACGAGCCUCCUCACCUUGCUGUGCGCUCCCCAGGCAAGUGGAUUGGGUCUUCCCAUCUGGGGCUGUUGUGAAUGGCCUGAGAAGACGAAUAUGAAUUUGGAUUCCAUUCACCGGCUAAUUGAGGAAACGCAAAUCUUCCAGAGGCAGCAGCCAUCCCCGAAACCACCCGGUGCCAUGGCGGCGCCUGCCUCGUCCCCUGGGGAGACCCGUCACCCCUGCUGGCCCCUGCAUGGCCUCCAGGCUCGCAGCACCUGCGCGCACUGGCGCAGCCCCAGCGAGUGGGACCUCUGUGAAGAGCUGCGCCAGCGCGAACUGCAGGAAGUCAAAGCCCGAGCAGCUCAGAUGGAGAAGACCAUGCGCUGGUGGUCGGACUGCACCGCCAACUGGAGAGAAAAGUGGAGCAAAGUUCGAGCUGAGAGGAACAGCGCCAGGGAGGAAGGGAGGCAGCUCCGAGUAAAACUGGAGAUGACCAUGAAAGAGUUGAGUUCGCUCAAAAAGAAACAGAGCGCACCACAGGCACCGGGGACACGAGAAGCUGAGCUCAGCCGGGACCUGAAGACGUCCACGCUCUUGGGCGCAUCCCGCGUGCGCAGAGGCCAAAGUCAGGUGCGCGGGCAGGAAGAAGAUUUGGUUAUUGAUACUCUAAGAAUAGAUGAAGAGCUUAAGCUCAACCUAGAUCAUCCCGAUGCGUUCAAAGAUGGUGGUUCUGAAAACUCUACAGUGAAAUCUGGAUUAAGACUUCAAGAGGAAAAUCUGCCUUUGGAGAAUGAAGUGCCUGAAGUUUCAGCUUUGCAGGGGCAGUUGGAUGAAUUCCAAAAAGUCUUAAGGAAGGAAAGAGAAACACGCUCGUCUUUGGAGAAAGAAAUAGUGCGGCUAGAAACAGCUUUGUCUGUGUGGAAACUCAGGUAUGAAGAACUGAAAGAAUCGAAGGCCGAGACCGUGAAUGAGCUUAAUAUUCCAUAUGGCCAACAUAAAAAUGAUGUUGAAGAAAUGUCAUCAGGAACAAAGGAAGGGUUCAAAUCUCAAAUCAGCAAGGAUAGAGUGGUCUGUGAAUUACAAACAGAGGAACCAUUGGAACUUCAGCUUGCCUACCACACGCUAAGCAGACAAUGCGAAGCAAAAAUAGCAGAACUGAGGGAGGCGAACAACCGCAUGGAGCAAAAUGAAGCAGAAGUAAAGAAACUGAGAUUUCAAGUGGAAGAACUCACACAGAGACUCGGCCAAAAGGAAGCUGAGCUUGAUGUUUCCCUGCACCAGAUCCAUAAACUCCAGAGAGCUUUGGAUGAACAGAAAGAAAUGAAUGAGAACUUGGAAACUGAACUCAGGCACUUACAAAACCGAUGAUGCCAUCAGCUACAGGCCUACCAUCCUGCAACAUCAAAAAGUGGAGCGGAAAAGCUUAAAUGCUGUGCCUGUUGGGAUCGCGCCCUGGUGUGGCCCUACUUCUAUCUUGGGGAACGGUCACCUUCGCCUCCCUGAGGUAUAAAUCACGGUGUCAGGUGACGCUGCUUUUCCAUACACAGGCUUCUCUCAGCCAGCUCACUGCUUCAGCGAAAUUAUCAGUUGCAUGUUGAGUUUCUCCUGCACAAUGAUUUACAUUAGUUUCUCAAUCACUAACUUAUCUCAUUUUUUGUGGUAUAUCCUGGUAAUAUCACAUGUCAUUAUUUUAAUCCCUUUAUCCCGUCUGGAAAAGAAAAUAUGUCCUAGCUUGUGGACUUAUCAUAUGUAUAUACCAUUUAAAUGACCUGUUUAUAAUAUCACUUUAAAAGCAGGAUAUCCGUGACUGUGUGUGUGUUUACAUAUAUGUGUGGCUAUGGAGAUAUAUAUGUACUUCUAUAUGUAUAUAAUAAAAGUGCUUAUUGGGAGACGUAUGGGUGCCUCUUUUCUUGCCUCCCACUGCAUCACAUGAGGCUGAGAUGAGCUCAUCCAGGGGUGUUUCUGGAAGCUGUCUCCAGCUCCGCUUGCCAAACCUAGACUUGUCUACAUACAAUACUCUACUAGCAACAUUCCCCAAAGCCUUAUUUACGUGGUCCAGUUUAAGGACAGAAGUGCGUUCUGGCUUUGCCUGGUCACCACGUACACUGCCUGCGGUGGGUGUGAAACCUGCCAGAUGAGAUGGGCUCACCUCACUGCCAGCGUGCAGUGGAUCUCAACAGCGACCCUCAUGUAAUCUACUGCGUCCGGCGGGCUCCGAGGGUGGGGUAGUGCCCGUGUCGUGCAGCAGUCAAGUGUUGUAUCACGUGUUCAGGACUUGCCCAGGACCGUAAGUAGAUGAUGGCACAUGCGAUUGCUCAGCCUCUGUCCAGGGGCCACUCCCAGCCCUCUGCUGUGCUGCGGCCCUGGCCCCUGCCAAGGAGACAUCAUACUUGGAGAAGAGCAGGACAUGUAUUUGUGUGUGCGCUGCGCCAGAGCCACCGUGACCACUGAAUUAAGGGAAUCUGCUUUUGAUUCAGAAGAUACUGUAAUUGCGCAACUAUCCUGUCAUUGAUCAAUUUCUGGACUUCAGAUCUUACCUAAGAUUUUGUCUUCUCUAUGGCUUUUCGACCUACACAAUUCACAUUUAAUAAUGGAAUCUAUAAAAUGUAUAUAGUCUUUCAAUAGAUUGCAUAAUGUCUAAAGUUUAAAGUUGUCAGUGUUACGAUCUAAGCAGGAUGGAAGUAUGUUUGAUUAGUAACAUCAAUAAAUUGCAGGCUA